Messenger RNA from Tilletiopsis washingtonensis, 1158 nucleotides. Its product is annotated as NAD(P)-binding protein. The transcript has 4 exons. The coding region runs from base 1 to 1158 and encodes 385 amino acids. NCBI's taxonomy places the organism in Eukaryota, Fungi, Basidiomycota, Exobasidiomycetes, Entylomatales. Gene Ontology annotation, cellular component: membrane. The record is from RefSeq and is a predicted model, not a curated record.
AUGCUCGACGCCACCGUCGCGCCCGACUGGCUCGUCGCGCUCUUUGCCCUCGGCGGGCGCGACGUGCCGUCCUGGCUGCCGCAGGCGCUGGCGUGCGUGCUGCUGCUCGCGCCGCUGCCCUUUCUGCUGCUCUUUGCGCUGCGCGCGCGCCCGCGGCAGACGCGCGUGCCGCCGUACCGCGAGCGCGUGCUGCUCCUCGGCGCCUCUUCGGGCGUCGGGCGUGCGCUGGCGCGGCAGUACGCGGCGCGCGGAUGCACCGACCUUGUCCUCGUCGGCCGCCGAGAGGCCGAGCUGGAGAAGGUGCGCCAAGAGUGCGAGGAGCUGCGCAGCAGGGGCGAGGAGUGGGAGAUGAGCGGCGAGGCGCCCGGCUGGGAGGCGCGCGCCAGGCGCCGCGCGCGCGUCAUCGUCGCCGACUGCACCAAGCCCGAGGACGUGCUGCGCAUCCGAGACGAGUGCCUCGAGGCUCUCGAGGGCAUCGACACGGUGCACCUCCUCUUCGGCCUCGCGGCGCUGCGCCCCAUUCUCGCCAUCGCCGGCGUCGACCCGCUCCGCAGGGUGCCGGCGGCCUUUGCCCGCAAGGGCUCCAAGCACCGCGGCGAGCAUGCCAGUCUCUCGGGCCUGCAGGCCGUGGCCAAGGCCAGCCACACGAUCCUCGAUGCCAACAUCGCGGCCACCGCCAUGUGCGCCACGGCUCUGCUGCCGCUUCUGCAGCUCAGCUCCGCCGAGCCGGCAUUCAGCACGCUCGGCUCGCUCGCCGGCCUCGUCCCGGCGCCCACACGUGCGCUGUACGGCGCCUCCAAGGCCGGACAGCACAUGCUGCUGCAGGGGCUCGCGCUCGAGGCCGCCGCGCAGGCCAAGGCAGACAGCAGGCGCGCACACGUGCGCUUCCUGCACGUCCUGCCCGGCACCAUCGCCACGGGCUUCCGUGCCGGCGCCGUCGAUGGCGCGCCGGAGGAGAGUGGCGCGCGCGACUCGAGCUGGGACAGGGAGAGCAAGAGCGACGUCCUGACGGCCGAGCACGUCGCCCAACAGACCAUCCUCGCCGUCGAUCGCCAGACGCAGGGAGAGCUGCUGAUGCCGCCAAAGUACCGCUUUGCGCGCCUCGGCAUGGCCCUCUUGGUGCUGGCAAAGGUGGCGCACAGGAAGUACGAGUACUGA